AACAUAAAGUUUACGAUUUCUAAACGUAAACGUCAAUUUUUCGUACAAGAAUUUUGUGGUUAUGUUUAGCGGUCAUCUAUUUUUUUGAUUAUUUUCUGUGAAAAAUAGCAAUUUUCAACGAUUUCUAGUAUAUGUGCAACUUAAUUAAUAAAAGAUGUGGCCACUUCUAUUUCGAUUUCUGCGCACCAAUGCUCCUUACAUAACAUUGCCAGUAGCGGCCAUUGUCGGUGUCAUAGGAUAUAAUCUAGAAAGCUUACUGUCGGAUAGAUACACACCAUAUAAUAAACCAGUACAAGACCAAAGGCUAGAGAGAUUAACAGACGAAGAGAUUCUAAAAGACCCGACAAACGUUCAGAAACUAAAAUACAAGGAAAAUGUACUGGGGAAAAAUGUGUCGCCAUCAUUACAGAACAACAACAACUAAUCUUGAUUUAGGUUAAUUAUUAUUAUAGUUAAAAGAAAGGUAGAUGGGGGAGGCAAGGUUAGAGAUGGCAAUAGCAAGGGGAAUGCUACUCCGACAAGAAAGCGGCUCUUAAAUUAGCGUAGUCAUUGUUGUUAAGAAAAUAACCAAAUUAAAAAACAAUUUGAAGCCUGAUCAAAAAUAUAAAUAACAUUACCUUCUCUCUAUGGCAGUCUGUUAAAAAUCGCCGCCAUUUUAAAUGUUUCUUAUAUUUACGCGCCAAGAAACAAGUCCCGCGGAUUUUAAUGGUACUACUUGACAAGUCCAACUAGUCAAAUCAGUUACUUUUUAUUGGUGCUAAUUCCUGCAAAUACCAUCUAAUUUUAUUUUAAGUUAUAUCUGUCAUUUUCUUAUCCGCCGAAAAGGAAAGGGACGGGUAAUUGACAAGCAUAAAAUUUAUGGAACACACGUCAAUUUUAAGCACAAAUCUAAACCAACCGUCUAAAAAUUUUACAUCAGUCAAAAACCCGACACAUUCAUUUACUCAUUCUUCCUAAAAUUAAGAGCUGUGAAUCAUCCGUCCCUUUCCUUUUCGACGGAUAUGAAAAUGACGGAUAUAACUUAAAAUAAAAUUAGGCGGUGUUUGCAGGAAUCGGGGCCAUUACCUACGCUUUUUACUAAACGUCAAAACACCAAAUUACUGUUUGUAUAAAAAAUAAACACUGUGACGUCAUAGGAAAACGUUAUAAUACGUCGGACUUAUUACAAUUAUGUUGAUUGAAAUAAAAAGUUAAAUAGAAAAAGGUUUU
Molecule: messenger RNA, 1209 nt
Organism: Pectinophora gossypiella (pink bollworm)
Lineage: Eukaryota; Metazoa; Arthropoda; Insecta; Lepidoptera; Gelechiidae
Product: small integral membrane protein 12
Exons: 3
Coding region: 155-424 (89 amino acids)
Source: RefSeq, a predicted model, not a curated record